This is a messenger RNA of Ornithodoros turicata, 1548 nucleotides long. RefSeq lists its product as uncharacterized. The record is from RefSeq and is a predicted model, not a curated record. Lineage: Eukaryota; Metazoa; Arthropoda; Arachnida; Ixodida; Argasidae. Gene Ontology annotation, molecular function: zinc ion binding. The transcript has 6 exons. The coding region runs from base 62 to 826 and encodes 254 amino acids.
UUGCGCCACGUCCAACUCGCAACACUGUGCUCCUCUACUUCCGGUUCGAGCUUUUUCCGGCAUGGUAGACAUGGCGCCUAGUUUGAGAAGUUUUCUACAGGACGUGCAGUACAGAACUCUGACCUACACGGACCGCAUAGACCUCUGGCCGUAUAUAAAAUAUGACCAGAUUGUUCAGUAUUUUAUUAAUAAGCCAGGCUAUGACGAGAAGAUGAUGGAGGUGUGUAAAUCACCUGAAGAGUACAACUUCCUUCACAGUGGUAAAGUGCACAGCGUAACAGUUGCUGAGAUAAAGAAGAGAAUAGUGCUCAAAGGCGUUAUCAGUCCUUCACAACUCCCAGACACUGUCUACAACUGCUGGGUUGCCACAGAACGUGAUGGGACAAUUUUGGAUGCCUCUUGCACAUGCAUGGCAGGGUUAGGUGAGGUGUGCAGCCAUUGUGCUGCAGUGUGCUUCACUGUCAAGACGAUGCACAAGAACAGAGAGCGGCAACACGCACCAGCGGAACCUCCGUGUCAGCGGCUGACACCAAGCCUGAAUCAGGUCCAGCCUCGGCCUGCAAGGGAGUUGGACUGCAGGCGUCCACAACGGAUAUCAUCAAAGAGGAAAAGUUCUACCACCGAAGCCACCAGUGAGGCAUUCUCGGAAGAGAGAUUCAAGGCCUUUGUGGCUCAGCUACGGAUUGUGCAACCUGAUGCAAGAUACUUCACUCUCAUUGAUGUCAACAAACAGCCUGUGAGAGAGCCAAGCACGCCAACCCAGUCCCGCAGUGAGUCCGACAUUUCAAACUCUCUGCCAUCAAGCCCAACGGAAACACCCACCUAGAUAGACGACAUCAAAAUUACACACGCGGAUGCUACAGAGAUUGACUAACAAGGGAGCAGAGGAUGAGUGCAGCUUGGUUUCUGCGUAGAGAAGCAAGAAUAAAAACGUCUACAUUGCAUGUCGAAACAAAUCGGCGUUGCAGCACUCCUGCAAAAAAAUACUCCAACCUCAGAAAGUCAGAAGUGCUGCUGUUGCCAAUGGUAUCGAGACAGAGGAAAAAGCGAAGGAUGCUCUCCUAACUGCACUAGCACAGCACCAUAUUAAUGGAAGAGUUGAAAACUGGGGGCCGGUGAUCAACCCUCGCUACCCCGAUUUGGGAUGCAGCCCAGGUGGUGUGCAUCUCUGUGAAUGUCAGGAGCCUGCACUGGUAGAGGUACAAUCUCUCUACUCGAUGAAGGACACUGGCCCCUCCAAGCUUGUACAUGAAGGACAGAAGCAAAACGACUUUUGCUUGACAAGAAAUGGCAUACAAGUAUCAUGUCUGAAUGCAAGCCCACCUAACAUGCCCAACCUGCAGUAACACCUAAACAUCCUCAACAGCAGUCGCUGUUGCUGCCUCCUGCAUGUAUAGAAGGUGGUGGCUGCAAUCUUGAAAUUCUUCGAGAUGAGAAGUUCAUGAGCCGCCAUGAGUACAGCUUUAUAUCCUUCUUUGUGAACAGCAGUAAAGCAUUAUGGUCAUGUACCUCACCUAUGUGCAACCAAAGAGUUCUGCUUCUUUCUUC